Molecule: messenger RNA, 5457 nt
Organism: Zalophus californianus (California sea lion)
Lineage: Eukaryota; Metazoa; Chordata; Mammalia; Carnivora; Otariidae
Gene: SCN3B
Product: sodium voltage-gated channel beta subunit 3
Exons: 6
Coding region: 460-1107 (215 amino acids)
Biological process (GO): regulation of heart rate by cardiac conduction; sodium ion transport; ventricular cardiac muscle cell action potential
Cellular component (GO): voltage-gated sodium channel complex
Molecular function (GO): sodium channel regulator activity
Source: RefSeq, a predicted model, not a curated record
GCGAGCUCCGGGGAAGGGACCCACCCUCCCUGUCCCCUCCCCCUGAGAUCGGCAGCGCGACUGGAGCUUCCGCCUCCUUCCCCGCCCCUCCGGACCUUCCCGGGGAGCAGAGGGCGGGUGUGGACAGUACCGAGGUGGAACGAAUUUUGGAGCUCAGACGGGUGGCCCGGGUGGCUUCGGGUUGGGGGGCACGCCCAGCUUGGAGAAGCCGGUGCAGGCGGAUGAAGCCGAAGCUCCUGGGUCUUGGUGGAUCCUGGUCUGAGCAUAGCUAUUCCCAGGGGAGGUGAGAGGUGGAUCAACAUGGACCCCUUCGAUAGCCCAGCCGCCUAGAGCCAGCCUUGCUGCUCUCUUCGGAGCUGAGCUGUCACCGAGGCGCAAACAAGAAGCAGCUGAGCGACUGGAAUUUGUGAAGUUCCGGGGUGGGCGGGGAAGCCCGGGAAGCUACCCGCCGGAAAAAAGAUGCCUGCCUUCAACAGAUUGUUUCCCCUGGCUUCCCUCGUGCUCAUCUUCUGGGUCAGUGUCUGCGUCCCUGUGUGUGUGGAAGUACCCUCGGAGACGGAGGCCGUUCAGGGCAACCCCAUGAAGCUGCGCUGCAUUUCCUGCAUGAAGAGGGAGGAGGUGGAGGCCACCACAGUGGUGGAGUGGUUCUACAGGCCUGAGGGCGGUAAAGAUUUCCUUAUCUAUGAGUAUCGGAAUGGCCAGCAGGAGGUGGAGAGCCCUUUCCAGGGACGCCUGCAGUGGAACGGGAGCAAAGACUUGCAGGAUGUGUCCAUCACUGUGCUUAACGUCACUCUGAACGACUCCGGCCUCUACACCUGCAACGUGUCCCGGGAAUUUGCUUUUGAGGCACACCGCCCCUUUGUGAAGACUACACGGCUGAUCCCCCUCCGAGUCACCGAGGAGGCUGGAGAGGACUUUACCUCUGUCGUCUCAGAGAUCAUGAUGUACAUUCUCCUGGUCUUCCUCACCUUGUGGCUGCUCAUUGAGAUGAUAUAUUGCUACAGGAAGGUCUCAAAGGCUGAAGAGGCAGCCCAAGAAAAUGCGUCUGACUACCUUGCCAUCCCAUCCGAGAACAAAGAGAGCUCGGCGGUACCAGUGGAGGAAUAGAAGGGUGUGCCCGAGGUGACGUGCAGGGAAGGACUGGGGAAGGUGCAUCAGGGCGGCAGCUUGUACAAGUGACUGUAUCCAUCUACACCCAAGUGACUUUAAAUUGGACCCCUUAGAUUUCUACCCUACCCAGAGUCCCCACCCUCAGGGUACUACCUUAAGUCGAUGAUGCCCAGGUCACAGAGCUCUACGUCAAGCCCUUCAGAAGGUAAAUUGCUUUGGCCUGAGUGUUGGAGCAACUUGAACUUCCUCCCCACCAUGACAAAAAGGAAUACCCCCACUCCCUCCUUUGCAAGGAUUGUGGAUUUGGUCAGAGUCUUUGGCUGGGCUGGACUGGGCCGGGCUGGAAAUUCUCAGUGAGUUGUUUUAUCAUUGGUAGGUGGUCUGGACCCUGAGGGACUGGAUAUUCCAGGUUCAGGGGUGUCAGCAGCAUCAGGAGGGUGCCCCAGGGGCCACAUUGCUUCCCCUCAUGCAUCCAUCCUUCUACUCAUUCACGAUACAGCCGCUCACGUCUGAACUUUCACCUCUGACUUCCUAACUCCAUCAGACCUCUGCACACCCUAAGACGUUACCGGAACUGAGGAGCCAACAUUUCUACGCGGACUCAACCUCACCGUGUUCUAGCUUUCAAGCGAGGAGCUCCCAUGCCAACUGGACUUCUUCCCUGGGCUCCAAAUGACUCUGUACAAAUGCGGGAGAUGGCACAUCGCUCUGUCCCUAACUGGCUGGAACUGGCUGCAUUCACUGCGCACGUGAAUGGACGUCUUCAUGGAAGGAAGCGGGAAUGGCUAAUUCGGGUUAAAGCAAGAGUGUCAUGAAGUGGGAUUCCUCGAAGUCAGUGUUUUCUCCUGGCCACUUGACUAGAGCAUCAGAGCAAAGCAUGCCUUUCUAGAUUCUUCAGUGAUAGAAAGCUUAUGAAGCAUGGACCAAAAUAUUCUCGGAACUUGGUACUCUAGGGCUUGACCCGGCUAGGUCUCAAAGGCCUAAGUUGGGCUCAGCCCUUCAAGAAGCCAAAGAUGGAAGUGGCUCUUAAAAGUCGUACAACAACUUAACCCGCUUAGGGUAAAGAGUGUGUGCCCUCCAAGGGGAGCGCCCACCUGAGAUAGCUGGGAAGCGUUAUUUCCCUGUGGGCACUGGAACAGAAAUUCCUAAAUUCUUCCUCUCAAAAUUCCUGUAGAUCAGUAUUAUUCCUCAUUUUACAGGAGGCAACUAGGACUCAGACUGGGCUCAAUUGAGUAAGAGACUUCGGAGACUAAACUGGAACAUAGUAAGCCUUAGGUGCUGCCCAGUUGAGACUUUUGGAGAUGGGAUAAUUUCAUUUUUAAAAAGACCUUGCAACUGAGCUUGGCCAUGGCCAUGCCUUGUUCACAAGCACAGGGGGUGGACUGCCUGGCGGAAGUUAACUCUGAUAGAGUCCGGUAACGAAACUGGCUGAGAGGCCUGGAGUAGGACACGGGGUAGACUGGAAGAAUUUCCUCGGUGAAGAUGAAAAAUCCUCCAGAAGGAGGUUGCAUCUGGGAAGGACAUUUAAACUAAGAAAUUAGUGCUUUGUAGUCUCAGAGGGAUGACCGUGAAUGAGUGAAGUGACAGGCAGGGCUAGGCGGCUUCCAAAUAUUUCACCCGUGAAUCCAUGAUGUCUUGCUGUUGGGUUUUUUUCUGGAUUUUGGAAGAGCAGAGGAACACUGAAAAAAUUUUAGUAUCUCAUUUCAUUUCAAUUGAGUGGUCCAGGUGUGAUGUCCUUCAGCACCUAGUGAGGAGGAAGGGGAAGGCUGCUUCAUGGGCUAUGAAAGCAUGUUGGUGGCAGGGCUCAGGCAGUGAGAGGUCCCUCAGAGCUGGGGGAGAUUAUGAGGGAAAGAGCACACUCCACUGGCUCUGGGCCUCACCCAAAAACUCGUUUUUUUUCCAACUCUUUCAUCCUUGGGGGAUCUACUUGAAACAAGUCCUUGUUCACAUCUUCAAGAGCCCGAUAUUACUGAAGAAAAUACUUUCAGCAAACUCAAGGCCUGAGAAUCGGUAAUUUCCCACACAAUUCCUCUGAAAUAGGGGACAGAAUAUAGAUCAGUUUUCAUACUUUGUAAUUAGGAAGAUAGAUAGGCACAGAUUCCUGUGAGGUCUUCCCAGUUCCAUGGCUGGUGGAUGGCCAAGCUUACAGAAGUAAGCUACUUACUAUGAGCCCACCCUCCUCUUGCUUCCAGUAGACAAUGCAUCUAACUCGUUAUCAAGUAGUAUGCAUGAUGGCUGCCUUUUUUCUGUUUAAAAAGCCCAACCCAGGUAUUUCCUGAGUGGUUUUUAUUGAUGAGCUCAAUGCACCUAUCUUUUUUUUUUUUUCCUUCUUUAUCUUUUAAGGAAUCUUUUUCUAACUUCUCCACCCUUCUCAUCCUUAAUCCUGUCAUUAGAGCAAUAUGGCUUACAUAGUGCUUUCAUUUCCACUACCUUAGGUCUUCUCCACAAGUAGCCCUGUGAGGUGGGUAUUGCUGAUACCCGUGUUAACAGAUGAGCACACUGAGGCUGUCUGAGGCUAAGCAGCUUUGCCACAUCCUACAUUCAUACAGCUGGUAAGUGGAGAGCUGGGGUCAGGUCUUCUUCGGACUCCUGGCCCAGUUCCCUUUCCUCUCAGACCACAGCUGCUUCCUUUCCUCUCAUUGUGGAACGUCCAUCUCAUCUUCGCCUCUCUCGCAUGUCCCGAGGUGUUGGACAUCUCUCGCCCUUGACCCUCCUCAACAGCUCCUCUGCCACUUUGCUUCUUAGCAGGUGCUUGCGAUGUGCUUUGAGACUCUUAUCUCAUUUUGGUUUUCCCUUUCUAGUUCGUUCGCACAUCGCUCUUUCUCCUGAAUGGCAAUUCAGCUCCUUCCUGGGAGACUUGAUCGGGACUACAAAACUAAGGGUACUGUGAUCCCCAACCUGCUUCAAAUCCUCCCCAUUCUGUUUUUCCCCCUAUUCCUGGGGGAGCCAGACCAAAUGUGCAUUGCUCUGGAAACUUCAUUUGGCAUGUUGUUCUUAUGCAAGGGCUUAGAAAUGUUCUCAAGGGCUGUUACUACUUUAGGAAGCCCAUCUGUUGUCUUGGUGCUGGGUAUUUCCCAUGACUGAUCCCUCAGUAACACAAUUCACUGAAGGCCAGGCCAGGCUGUAACGGCCAAGAACUUGAUUGCUCAACUCGGUUGGCACUGUAGACACUCUGCCCUACUGACCUUUACUGCCAGUUCAGUCUUAGAGCACAGCCCCAACUCCUGCAUGUUAAUACUGUGACAGUCGGGGCCUGUCCCUACCCCAACCUUUACUUUCAAUCUGUUUAAAAGCAUUAUUUUUUACUUCCUCCAUCCCUCAACAUCCACACAUCCAGAUUUCUGAUUCUCUUCAGUUUCUGCUUUCUCUUUCGAUGCCCAACUAGACAGGUUAGUAGGAAAGGAAUUUUUCAAAGCAGGAAACGUGUGCAGCAGGAAAUGGUUAAGAAGACAGUGGUAGCUCCCGACAGAACCACUAGAUCAAAAAGGAAAGUACACCCAACCCAGGUUCUCUGAACUUACCUGACAUCAGAGGGCAGAGGCUGUGUAAUUGGCAUCUCUACUGGAAGAUGCAAGAGCCAGACACAUUUCAGAUCUUGGUUCCCCUUUCCCCGGUUAACACAGAAAUGGAAAAAUACAACGAACAAAAAAGCCUUCCUCUCCCCUCCUUUUGUACAUGGAAGAUUCCCCCAAUCCAGUGAAUUCACCUAGCCCCUGUAUCUGAGUGGUACUGGUGUGUUCACCCUCCGAUCAUCCAUCCAUUCUGCGUUUCUGCACGCACUCUGUCUCAAGCACCAAUCUGGAGCCUCUGUGUGCCCCGUGGCCUUAGGUCUGAAAAAUACCAUCAGCCAAGUUCUUCCUAAUCUCUUAGAAGUCCACCGUGGUAGAUAACUCAUGUUGAGCUAUCUUACUUGAGUUUAUUGUAGGACCCAGUAGAUAAGCACAUGAAGCAAGUCUGAGUUGUGGCAGAUCAGACUCCACCCCUAUCCUAGGGCCAGCUAAGCCUCAAAGCUGGUAAUACCCCUUUUCCCCCCCUGAAUCACCAUCCGGCAAGAGCUGCAUCUGAUGGCAGUUUGUGUGAUGGGGAGGGGGACUGCAGAAGCCCGAGUGCUUGUAGAUUUGGGAAACACCAUCAAACACAAUUAGCCAACUCUUGCGGUCCUGCAACUGAUGCAUCUCUUUGCCACAUCGUCACCUUCAUAUUGCUUUUUCUUGAUUUUCCAUAGCCAAUCUUUUUCUGAACUCUAGAAAUAUUCCUGAUCACCCACUCGCUCCACAACGUAAUGCCAGUAUGUAGUGUUUUUCAGGAAAUACCCUGUUCCUGUCAAUAAAGUGUCUCCAAACGCGG